UAUCUUGCAUGAACCAUUAAAAAAACAACGACAAAUUAUCCUGUCAAUGCGAUGAUUACAAAAAUCUACAUUAUACUGUUCAUAUACCAUGUGUAUUGUUCUCAGGAAAAUUCUGGAAUAUGCAGUCUACCUGAAGAUGAAAUUAAGUGCUGUACAGAUUUCAUGAAAAAAGGAGACACUUGUUUGCCUUGUAUAGGGUCAUAUGGACCGCAGUGUAACAAGGGAUGUUUGCCUGGGUAUUAUGGUUUUGGCUGUAGAAAAAAAUGCAGAUGUGAGGAGUGUGAUAGCGUGAAUGGAUCAUGUUACUUUAAAUCAGAACCAAAAGGUAAACCGUUAGAGAGUUGGCCACUGAUAAUGAGUGUUGGUGUUGUUAGCAUUGGAUCCAUAGUUGUUCUGGUCGCCAUCUUCCUUGUGCGGAAACGGUAUAUUUUUUUAAUAUUCAUAUUCAUUUGAAAGAAUAAAUUACAGGAUAAAACUAUCCCAUUCCGUUAACUGUAUAGUGACUAAAUGACUACUGAAAGAUGACUUAUUGGCAGAGCUGCCAUUCAGUGAUUUUUCCAGGUCUUUCAGUAAAUUUUGACUGAAUGUUAUGGGAUCAUUCUGUGGAUGACGAUUUGUACUUUUAAUUUUUUUUCUUAGA
Saccostrea cuccullata (small rock oyster) is the source of this 640-nucleotide messenger RNA. Its product is annotated as multiple epidermal growth factor-like domains protein 11. The transcript has 4 exons. The record is from RefSeq and is a predicted model, not a curated record. The coding region runs from base 52 to 453 and encodes 133 amino acids. Lineage: Eukaryota; Metazoa; Mollusca; Bivalvia; Ostreida; Ostreidae.